AUGACUCGAAUUUCUUUACUCGACCGAGACUGUGUAGUCACAGACCGAGGUGGCAUCAUUGAAAACACCCACGGCGUACACAUUGCUGUAACGGACACAAAGGGCAAUAUCCUCUUUUCAGCCGGAAACCCUUCUCGAAUGACUCUUUCUCGAUCAGCAGCCAAGCCAGCUCAAGCUGUAGCUGUCAUCGAAACCGGCGCCAUGGAGAAAUACGGAUUCGAUGACGUUGACUUGGCUCUCAUGUGUGCUUCUCAUAACAGUGAAGACUUUCAUAUCUCACGCGCCAAGAAUAUACUCAGCAAGAUCAAAGCAGAGGAGAGAGACCUUCAGUGUGGUGGCCACCCGGCAAUUUCGGAGAAAGUGAAUCGUGCGUGGAUCAAGGCUGAUUUUGAACCGACGGGUAUCUGCAACAACUGUUCUGGAAAGCAUGUUGCCAUGAUGGCUGGCGCCGAAGCGUUGGGUGUUGAAGCUGCCAACUAUCAUGAGUUGGAUCAUCCCAUGCAACGUGAGGUCAAGAGAGUCGUGGAAGAGCUAUCUCUUGAUCCUAAACAAGUGGGAUGGGGUGUUGAUGGCUGCAACCUCCCAGCGCCAGCCUACCCUCUCUAUGACAUGGGCUGCACUUUUGCAAUCUUUGCAGCAGCAGCCGAUGAAGUCGAAAAAUCUGGAUCAUCAACAACACAGAGAACUCGCAAUUGUGCUCGCGUCUUCAACGCCAUGUCAGCUCAUUCAGAACAAGUAGGCGGCACGGGACGUUUCUGCACAGAUCUCAUGCGUAGCUACAAGGGCCAGCUGUUUGGCAAGGUUGGCGCCGAUGCUUGUUACGGCAUAGGUAUCCGAGAGUCUGAAGAUACUCGACGUCUUGGAGCAAAAGGCCCACUUGGCAUUGCUGUAAAAAUCGAAGAUGGAAGUCUCGAGAUUUUAUACGCAGUAGUUGCUGAAGUUCUGGAGCAGCUUGGAAUCGGAACCGCAGAGCAGAGGGCGAAGCUUGAUGGUUUUCACUACCUGAAGAGGAAGAACACUAUGAAUGUUGUCACAGGGCUGGUUAAGUUCAAUUUCAAGCUAUGUGCAUAA
This is a messenger RNA of Fusarium coffeatum, 1071 nucleotides long. RefSeq lists its product as uncharacterized. The coding region runs from base 1 to 1071 and encodes 356 amino acids. The transcript has a single exon. The record is from RefSeq and is a predicted model, not a curated record. Lineage: Eukaryota; Fungi; Ascomycota; Sordariomycetes; Hypocreales; Nectriaceae.